CAUUUCACAAAACCCUAGCAUCAGCAGAAGCAGGAGCGGCGGCGCGGGAAAAAAUGGUGAAGUUUCUGAAGCCAAACAAGGCGGUGGUGGUGCUGAACGGCCGAUUCGCCGGCCGGAAAGCAGUGAUCGUGAAACAAUUCGACGACGGAACACGUGACCGUCCGUACGGCCACUGUUUAGUCGCCGGAAUAUCAAAAUAUCCCAAAAAAGUAAUCAAAAAGGAUUCAGCGAAAAAAACGGCCAAAAAAUCGCGCGUGAAAGCUUUCAUAAAGCUAGUGAAUUACAAUCAUAUCAUGCCUACCAGAUACACACUGGAUGUCGAUCUGAAAGAUAUUGUCACGGUCGACGCGCUUCAGUCGCGUGAUAAGAAGGUGAGCGCGUGUAAGGAAACCAAGGCGCGUUUGGAGGAACGGUUUAAGACUGGCAAAAACAGGUGGUUUUUCUCCAAAUUGAGGUUUUAGUUCUGGUGAUGAUGUGGCGGUGGUGGUUUUUAUGUUAUGGAAUUUUUGAUAAUUUUAUGUUAUGGAUUUAUAAUGAUGUUAAAUGACUUGUUUUGAUGAUUUUAGUUUAAUUAAUUAACGCAUUUUUGAGAUA
Molecule: messenger RNA, 594 nt
Organism: Erigeron canadensis
Lineage: Eukaryota; Viridiplantae; Streptophyta; Magnoliopsida; Asterales; Asteraceae
Product: 60S ribosomal protein L27-3
Exons: 1
Coding region: 54-461 (135 amino acids)
Biological process (GO): translation
Cellular component (GO): cytosolic large ribosomal subunit; ribosome
Molecular function (GO): structural constituent of ribosome
Source: RefSeq, a predicted model, not a curated record